Molecule: messenger RNA, 1254 nt
Organism: Brassica oleracea var. oleracea
Lineage: Eukaryota; Viridiplantae; Streptophyta; Magnoliopsida; Brassicales; Brassicaceae
Source: RefSeq, a predicted model, not a curated record
AUGGCUAGCUUCAACAACUUUGUAUUACAACUUCUGUUAACAAUCACUCUUAUUCUUAUAUUAGUCGCUGAAGCAGCUCGACGAGCAAUACUAUCACAAGAAGAGAAAAAAGAACUUGAGAGGCAACUCAAAGCUAUCAACAAACCAGCAAUCAAGAGUUUCAAGACUGAACAUGAUGAAAUAUUUGAUUGUAUCGACAUUCACAAGCAACUAGCCUUUGAUCAUCAUCUGCUCAAAAACCACACUGUUCAGAUGAAGCCCACAAGUGUACCUAAAUGGAACACAAGCAACAAUAAUUCGCAAAAAGUUGAUCCCCUGCAGCUUCUGCCAAGGGGCAUAAGCUGUCCAGAUGGAACCGUAAUUGUUAAAAGGACUACAAUGCAAGAUCUGUUAAAAGUUGAUCUGUAUGACCAUGUCAUGUCAAUUGGAUUCAAUAGACAUAGACAUGGUCAUACAGAGGGAAAUGCCAUUGAUUUAACUGGACAUCAUUUUGCAACAGUUGAUUACGAAUAUAGUACUGUUUCUGGAGUAAAAGGAAACAUUAACCUAUGGGAUCUACAAGUGUCACAAGAUCAAGUUAGUCUUGCAACCAUGGCUAUUGCUGGAGGUCCUAUUGAAAACCUCGCCAGCAUUUCAGUUGGGUGGAUGGUCAAUCCAUUGCUGUACCAAGAUCACAUUCACUUGUAUACCUACUGGACUGCCGAUGGAUAUAAGAAAACCGGCUGCUACGACAUAAGAUGUCCAGGAUUUGUGCAAGUCAGUAAGAGGAUACCACUUGGUGUCCUUAAACCAGUUUCAAUUUAUGAUGGUACACAGUACCAGAUGGAAUUAAGCUUGCAUCAGGUAAAAAAGACUCCAUAGUCUGGUGUGAACGUUGGGUAUUGGCCAAAGUCAUUAUUCAUAGCUUCAGGCUUAGCUAAAGGAACAGAUAAGACAUCGCGGGGAGGUCAAGUGUACAGUCCACUGACAAAGAAAAGUCCAUUUGUGGGCAGUGGGCAUUUCCCAAAUGAAGGUAUGGGAAAAGCAGCAUUUAUAAACGGUAUUGAAAUCAUUGAUGGAAAGGGAGAAACUUUGAUUCCACAGAUCUAUACUAUAAAGACACAUGAGAGCAGUCCAAAUUGUUAUAAGGCCAAGUUUAUUCAUGAUGAUGAUGAUCCUUGGAUAAGAGCUGUUUUCUAUGGUGGUCCUGGAGGUUGCACAGGGCAAUUAUCAUCCGAAGAGUCAGAAGGUCUUAAGAAUUUAGAUAAGCUAUGA